UUAAAAGAUGAAUUUCAAAAAGGUCAAUGUUCCCCAGAUGCCUAGUGGGAGUGGGGCAUCCAAGCUAAUUUCCUUUGGGGCUAUCGCUGGGCUUACUAUAUACGGACUUAGUAACAGUCUCUACAAUGUUGACGGAGGGCACCGCGCCAUUGUUUUCAACCGCCUCUUGGGGGUCAAGGAUAAGGUCUAUCCUGAAGGGACACACAUACUGGCCCCAUGGUUCGAAAGACCAGUAAUCUAUGAUGUCAGGGCACGACCUCAUCUUGUGGAGAGCACAUCAGGAAGUCGUGACCUUCAGAUGGUCAAAAUUGGUCUCCGAGUUCUCACCCGUCCAGUUGCUGAUCAGUUACCAACUAUUUACCGAACCCUUGGUGAAAAUUACAAUGAGAGGGUCCUACCUUCAAUUAUUCACGAGACUCUGAAAACUGUUGUUGCUCAAUACAAUGCUAGCCAGCUUAUCACCCAGAGAGAGAAUGUCAGUAGGGAAAUACGGAAAAUUUUAACAGAGAGAGCUGCCAACUUCAACAUGGCACUGGAUGAUGUGUCAAUUACCAGCCUGACCUUUGGAAGGGAAUUCACUGCAGCCAUAGAAGCUAAGCAGGUAGCUGCACAAGAAGCUGAGAGGGCCAAAUUUGUAGUUGAAAAGGCUGAGCAAGACAAACAAAGUGCUAUAAUCAGAGCACAGGGAGAAGCUAAGAGUGCUCAAUUGAUUGGUCAAGCCAUUUCCAACAACCCGGCGUUUAUCACACUGAGGAGAAUCGAAGCAUCCAAGGAAGUCUCACACACUGUUGCUGUUUCAACCAACAAGGUGUACUUGAACUCUGAUGAACUGUUGCUCAACCUUCACGACCUCAACCAAGAGCAAACCGCUAGGAAGUAAAUAACCCUCGAGAUGAUCGAGCUUCAUAUUUCGUUCCCACCAGGUCAUAUUAUAGGAGUCUCACUAGGGAUGCUAUUAACAAUUGGAUGUUCUCUUCUUCUACUCUGCAUCACGUUUUUGCAUCUGAUGCUUAAAUAAUGUAGUCUCUUACUGCUGUUCUUGGGGGUUUCCAGCUUUUGCCUGUGUUACUUCAGUUUGCAGUUUAGCUUCUCA
Messenger RNA from Salvia hispanica, 1093 nucleotides. The record is from RefSeq and is a predicted model, not a curated record. NCBI's taxonomy places the organism in Eukaryota, Viridiplantae, Streptophyta, Magnoliopsida, Lamiales, Lamiaceae.